AUGAUAAAUUAAAAAAGCUUAAGCAUUUUGUAAUUGAUCCCUGAGAAUUUCUAAAGGAGCUCAAAAUCUUUAACAACUAUAAUUAAAAAACAAAUAAACGAAGAUGAAAAGUAAGUGAGACCAAUCAAAUUUCUCUACGUUAAUAAAGAAAAAAAGAACAAAUUAAAUAUAGGACAGGUUGAAAAAUAUGUAAUUUUAAUGGGUAUACUUUAUAGAAAUAAUUACUGAGAACUGGGGCUUCUUCAUUUAUUUUUUAUAUCUAUAAAAAUAAAGAUUGUUAAGAAAAUUACUUCAAUUCUUUAUAGAGAACUGAAAUAAAAGUUCCUUUAGUUGAUACUACUUUAUAAAUUGGCAUUUAUGUUUGGGACCACAUCCAUUAUAUAGAUUAGAAAUCUAUAAAUGUAUAUUAAUUUUAGUGUAUUUUGGGUACUCAAGAAGAUGAAAAUAAUUAACUUUUAUUUGUUGUUAGUUAAUUAGCUAGCAAAAUAGUAGUGAUAAUUGAAAAUUACAAUUAAGAAGAAAUUGAGAUCAUAUAAUAACUAAAAGCUCAUGGAUAUAAAGAUUAAAUAGAUGUUUUUAAUCUUAUAUUUACAAUAAAAAUUCCAAUCUAUUAUAAUAGUGAGGAAGUUAGAUAUAUCGAUAUAUAUGAAAAUAAUUUAUGGGAAAAAGUAUAUGUUUAUAAGAAAUCAUCUAAAGAUACAAUGAGAUUAUGGCAAGAAGAAACAUUAAUGAGUCUAACAAAAAAAACAUACAAGGAUAUAGAAGUAGAUAUUCUAACUGUAUUAUCAGUAGUAAAUUAUUUAAAACAAUUAAAUUUUUCAGAGGAGAAUUGCGAUUUGAUGUAAUAGUAUAAUUUACUAUUAGAUUUCUGAAUGCUAUAAAAAAGUAAAUAGAAUAUAGUAAAAAAGAUAUUUAAGAAUAAUAUAUAUAAGAAAUUUAGAAAUUGUGUUCUAAUUCUAAUCAUUUCUAAUAAAAUUAACUGUUAUUAACAUUAAAUUAGGUAAGAAAUAAUGCAUAAAGUUAAUAUUAUUAACAGUUAUCUUAAUUCUUAAAUUUGGAAGAAUAUUAAAGAUAAUUAAUAGAACUAUCCUAAUUUAUAAAUAAUAUAGAAGAAGACUGUUUGAAUUUAUUUCAUGAUGUAGCUCAUUAGUAAGAAUCAAAUAUAAUUCUAGUGAUUUAUUGUAGAGAAUGAAACAUAAUAUUAAGAGUUCUUAAAAUAAUGAUACCUUUCUAAAUCAUUAUUAAAAUUUCUUAUCUAUGUUAAGAAACUUUGAUGACAUUAUGGGUGUAAAAUAUAAAUAUCUAAAGAGACAUUUCAAAAAAAAGUAUAAUAAAUUACUUCACUUUUACAUAUUAAGCACAUUUGAAAGAGAAUAGAUUGAUUUUAUUGAAUAGAUAGAACUUGACAUAGAAUAAUUACAAAUUACUGUUGAUUAAUUACAAAAUGAAGUUGAAGAAUUUGAAUAUAAAAUUAAGAUAAGUUAAUCUAAACAUCAUACUCGUUAAAGCUCCUUAUAAACAACUGUUGGAAUGGCUUAAAGUUAACAUUAUGAGAGCCUUCAAAAAUUGAAUUAAAAAGUAGAAACUCUAUAAUCCUAAGCUCAUGUAUGGAUCAAAUAAUGA
Paramecium pentaurelia is the source of this 1623-nucleotide messenger RNA. NCBI's taxonomy places the organism in Eukaryota, Ciliophora, Oligohymenophorea, Peniculida, Parameciidae. The record is from the annotation of a GenBank genome assembly.